This is a messenger RNA of Gracilinanus agilis (Agile Gracile Mouse Opossum), 2868 nucleotides long. RefSeq names its product pyridine nucleotide-disulphide oxidoreductase domain 2 (gene PYROXD2). The transcript has 15 exons. Gene Ontology annotation, molecular function: oxidoreductase activity. The coding region runs from base 1 to 1803 and encodes 600 amino acids. NCBI's taxonomy places the organism in Eukaryota, Metazoa, Chordata, Mammalia, Didelphimorphia, Didelphidae. The record is from RefSeq and is a predicted model, not a curated record.
AUGACGGGCACAAGCCAGAGGCUGGGAAGAGCCUUUUUUGCCUCCUCUGCCCACCUGAGCAGGAGCCCGGCACCCUGUGGGGCAGGAGGCCAGCUGAAGCCAGAGUACGACGCUGUGAUCAUCGGAGCAGGAAAAAUUCCUCCAGACCCCGAUGGGCUGUUCCAUGCCAAGAGCCUCCUACUUGCCUCCCUCGUAGCAUUUGUGGCAGGAUUGCUAAGGAGUCUCCAUCCCCUGGCAUGUUGUAGCUCUAAGCUGCAGUCCCAGGCCAAAGUGGAAGAUCCAAGAGCAAGAACAGUCUUACCAGAAGCAGUUCCAGUUGCCAGCCCCAGAUCCUUCAAGCUGAAGAUUCAGGAUGAUGAUUUGUUUCUGCAGAAACACGGACUGAAGGUCUAUCUUCGAAACCCUUAUUCCUUCACACCAAUACUGGAAGAAGGCAUCCAAGGCAAACCUCCAAGGUCCCUUUUAUUAGGGACAGACAUGGCUGAAACUCAGAAGCAGAUUGCCCAAUUUUCCCAAAAGGAUGCUCAGGCUUUUCCCAAAUAUGAAAUGUUUAUGAACCGUUUGGCAUCAGCCAUUGAUCCUUUGCUGGAUUCCUCCCCAGUGGACACAACUGCCUUUCAGCAUAGCUCCCUGCAUCAGAGAUUGAGAGCCUUCUUUACACUUAAACCUCUUUUACAGGCAGGUCUAAUUUUGGGAUCACAGCUUCCCCAGUAUUACCAAGUUAUCACUGGCCCAAUUACCAAGGUGUUGGAUGAAUGGUUUGAGUCUGAGCCCUUGAAAGCAACUCUUGCCACAGAUGCUGUAAUUGGAGCCAUGACAAGUCCCCACACUCCUGGAAGUGGGUAUGUGCUGCUACACCAUGUGAUGGGAGGCCUGGAGGGGAAGAAGGGGGCCUGGGGGUACGUAGAAGGUGGCAUGGGUGCCCUCUCUCAUGCCAUUGCAAGGGCAGCAGAAGCACAUGGAGCAAAUAUCUUCACGGAAAAGCCUGUGGAUAAGGUACAGGUGAACAGCAACGGGCGAGUCCAGGGAGUCGUACUACAGGAUGGAACGGAAGUGAGGAGCAAACUGGUACUGUCCAACGCAUCUCCACAGAUCACUUUCCUGAAGUUGGCACCACAGGAGCAACUCCCUGAGGAAUUCAUCAAGAAAAUCUCUCAAUUAGACACCCAAUCACCAGUCACCAAGAUUAAUGUGGCUGUAGACAAACUGCCCAACUUCCUGGCUGCACCAAAUGCCACCAGUGGCCUACCACUACCCCAUCAUCAAUGCUCCAUCCACCUGAACUGUGAAGAUACCCAAAUCCUCCAUCAGGCCUUUGAGGAUGCCUCCAAGGGGAUCCCUUCCCACAGGCCCAUGAUUGAACUCUGCAUUCCGUCGUCCCUGGAUCCCACCCUGGCUCCACCUGGCUGCCAUGUUGUCUCGCUCUUCACUCAGUACACUCCCUAUGCCUUGACAGGUGGAAAAGUCUGGGAUGAGCAAGAGAGAAACGCUUAUGCCGACAGAGUGUUUGACAGCAUUGAGGCCUAUGCUCCAGGCUUCAAGAAAUCGGUGAUUGGCAGAGACAUCCUGACACCACCGGAUCUGGAGAGCGUAUUUGGACUUCCUGGUGGGAACAUAUUCCAUGGCGCCAUGUCCCUGGAUCAGCUCUACUUUGCCCGACCAUUGUCCUCGCACUCCAACUACCGCUCUCCAGUCCCGGGUCUGUACCUCUGCGGCAGCGGCGCCCAUCCUGGAGGAGGUGUCAUGGGAGCUGCUGGACGCAAUGCAGCACAAGUGGCCUUUGAGGAUUUCAAGAGCAUGUGAUCCACAGAACUGAGUGAAGAAGGGCUAUUGUGAAGCCCCUGAAACUUGUCUAGCAUAAAUUCAACUUUCAGACCCUUUCUUCCAAGCCAAUGCACUGGGGGCACUUGAGACUUAAUGGUCAGAGUGCUGUAUUUGGAGUUAAAAAGGACCUGGGUUAGAAUCCAUGUGUUUGUUAGACUAACUUGUCUUUCGACUAUGAGCAAGUUAUGUAUAAUUUUUAUGAGUCUUGAUAUCCUUAUCUGAUAAUAAUAAUUCCUGUAGUACCUACUCAUGGUAGUGUUGUGAGGAUCAAAUGAGAUUAUAUGUAUGUAAAGGUGCUAUGCAAAUGUCAUCUAUUUUAAUGGUUACUAGUAUCCUAAUGGGAUAAGAAAAAUAUCUAGGAAUUUUAGAAGUGGGAUCCUGCAGACAUACUUAUGGAUAUAGCAAUUGUAUAUCCCAGAUAGUCUGGGAGAGUUCCAAUUGCAAGACGUCUUUGCAUUCCUGUCAUGAGUAUGAGAUCAUAGUGAUUUAUUUUCUGGAUGAAUUUGUAAUUGCCUUUGAAAGUUUGUAUUUAAAAUUUUUACAUCAGUAUUCAUUGAAAUUGAUUUAUAGUUCUCUUUCUCUGUUUUGUUGCUUUCUGGUUUGGCGUCAGUACUAUAUAUUUUGUCCCAUAAAAGUAGUUUAUUUCUAUUUUUUCAAAUAUCAUUUGUCACAUAGGUAUUAAUUUCUCUUUAAAUAAUUGAUAGAAUUCACUUGUAAAUCCAUCUGGACUUACUUCCCCACCCCCACCCCUACUCCCCUUCAGGAGUUCAUUAAUGACUUGUUUGAUUUCUUUUUUUCUAAGAUUGAACUGUUUAAGAUCUUACAUCUUGUUUUGGGCAUUUUUAUACUUUGGUAGAGACUCAUUCUUUCCUUUGAAUUCUCAGUUUUGUUGGCAUAAUGGAUUCUGAUAUUUCUUUCCUCUCUGUUGUGUAUUUACUUCUUUCACUUUAAGUUUUAUUUCCCUUUUUUUUAGCAGGUUAGGUGAUAGUAUAUUGAUUUUGUAAGCUGACAAAAACAAAAUAAAACAUAUCCUACUUUUUCUUA